GUAUCUCGCCGAGCGUCGCGGCGAACGGUCGUCGGUGUGAGCGCGCCGCAUUUUUUCUCCCCGCGAAAAGUUUGCGUAACUUUUGUGAUUUGCUCGUUCGGAUUUCGAACGCGAGCCCGCCGGCUGGAGCGGGUUGUUGUGCUUGUUGACAGUUUUAUUUGGAGUGAUUUGUGUUUGGAUUGACGUUGCAGACGCCACUCAGCUGAUUGAGACAGUCCGUAGCCGACGCGCGAUGUCGCUGCCCACUCGGUGCCUUCCGAAGUAGUCUUAUGGAAGUUACAUUAAAGCGUGCACCUGAUGACGGCUGAACAUGCUUGGCUAGCAGCAUGAGUCGCCGCGCGCCCGGCCGGGGCCUCGCCAUCGGCGUCAUCCAGAUCAUCACCAUCAUAUGUCAAGUUCUGACGGAAGACCCUCGCUUCGCGGAGCCCAUCCCCAACGUGACGGUGGCGCUGGGCCGCGACGCCAGCCUGCCCUGCGUCGUCGAGCACCUCGGAACUUAUAAGGUGGCGUGGAUCCACAUCGACCGUCAGAUGAUCCUGACCAUCCACCGGCACGUGAUCACGCGCCUGGCCAGGUUCAGCGUCUCGCACGACAACGCCAUGACCUGGCUGCUGCACGUGAGCCAGGUGCAGCAGGAGGACCGAGGGUACUAUAUGUGCCAGGUCAAUACCAACCCGAUGAUCAGCCAGGUCGGCUAUCUGCAGGUUGUUGUGCCGCCUAACAUCCUGGACUCAGACAGCACGCAGUCAGCGGUGGCGGUGCGCGAGAACCAGAACACGAGCCUGGUGUGCCGCGCCGACGGCUUCCCCGCGCCCAAGAUCAUGUGGCGCCGCGAGGACGGACAGCCCAUCUCUGUGGACCGCCGGAAGAAAGUGACCGUGUACGAGGGAGAGCAACUGAGUCUGCAGCGCAUCAGUCGGACAGAGAUGGGUGCAUAUCUGUGCAUCGCUACUAACGCGGUACCGCCCUCCGUGUCCAAGAGGAUCAUUGUUGAUGUUGAAUUCUCCCCCAUGAUCUGGGUGCCGAACCAGCUAGUGGGCGCUCCGGCCGGCACCGACGUGACGGUGGACUGCCACACGGAGGCGCACCCGCGCGCCAUCUCCUACUGGGUCUACGACAAUGUGAUGGUGCUGCCGACGAAGAAGUAUGCUAUUAAUACUGAGGAGAACUCUUACAGGGCGCAUAUGAAGCUGACGGUGCGUAACCUGCAGGGCGCGGACUUCGGAAACUACCGCUGCAUCAGCAAGAACUCGCUCGGGGAGACCGAGGGCUCCAUACGACUGUAUGAAAUACCCAUGCCGUCAACCUCACCAAAAGCGACAGAAAUGAAAAGUAAUGCAAAUAAAGAAAGUGCGCGGCGGGCCAAUCAGACGCGGGCGCCGACGCGCUCGCCAGGCACGGAGCGGCCGAGCGUCCUGCGCGCGCAGCUGGACCGCGCGCCGGAGCGCGACGCGCAGCAGGUCUACCGCCCCCCGCACCUGCAUAGCGUCUCAGGCGGUCGUCAGUUGAGGUGCUGGCGACAACCGUUCCUCGUGGUUAUACUCCUCGUACACAUGGACCUUGUCUGAUCUUAUAUCACCUGAAAUCUUUAAGUUCAAUAUACUUUAAAGCGAACCACAGAA
Messenger RNA from Plutella xylostella (diamondback moth), 1622 nucleotides. Its product is annotated as lachesin. Gene Ontology annotation, cellular component: neuron projection. Lineage: Eukaryota; Metazoa; Arthropoda; Insecta; Lepidoptera; Plutellidae. The record is from RefSeq and is a predicted model, not a curated record.